GUUCAUUCACUCAACAAAUAUUUACUGAGAACCUGCGAAUGCUUGGGACAUUAGGGCACAACAAAAAGGCCAAAGAUGUGUGUCCACAUCCUGAGGUGGUAAUGGGGUGAGGGACAGACUGCACAAUAAAAAACCUACGAUUCACUCCAUGAAAGUGUUGUCGUUUUUCUAGCUGAGCUGGUAAAUUGGACUGUGAAGAAAGAAUGCCCUAAGCAGUGUUAAAUUCACAACCAGGGCCCAAUACUAGAUUCGAUUCACUCACUGACACCUUGGUUGCUAAUUACAAGUCUGAAAUCCAUCAAGGUAGUUAACAUUUCUAAACAUCAAAGCAAUAGCGGUUUUAGGCCCUAAGAAAGUGCAGCCCGGAGAAGUAUUAAUGCAAAAUGUGCUAAGGCUGUUAUUUAAAUUCUAUUCAAAUCGAAUGUGGCUUGCCUAUUUAUAAUCUGACUUAUAAUUCUGGACAACCAAGCUACGUUGGGCUGUGUUCCUCGGCUGCCACAAAUCAUCGUCACAGGCUGAAAGCUCAACUGCUUCGUGCUCUUUAUUUUUUCAUGCCUAUGCCAACGUUGCCGAUGUGGUAAAGCUGUCACCACGCCGCCAGAAGGGCGGCCUCUUUUGGCGCGAGCAGCCUAACAGGCUUCCGGCUGCUGCGGCGUGAGCUCCGAUUUGAUCAGACGCCACUCAGGAAAGGGAUUUAGAUCGUGGCCAUUUUUCAACUAAGUGCGUCUGCGGCAUUUAAUAGCAAAGCAAAAGCCACAUUCUCUAAUCUCCAGUUAGGCGUCCAAGAGGAAGAAAAGUGGUGCUCGCUGGCUGAGGGAGCAGCGUGUCUGCAAUUACAGCCACGUCUCGCCUCCGGGUCUUUUCCUCAGUGUGGGACUGUCUUUUUGUUUUUUGCCUGGUCUGAGCUGGCCCCACAGAAAGAACAGACCAGACGAGCUUACUGAGGUAAAAAAUAGGGGCGGCGGUGAGGUCUAGGGGGUCUACCCAGAACGAGGCAGACACACCAGCGAAAAGCGCCGUAUGGCCAAGGUAACUCAGGCCUAACAAGACACCCACCCCACUCUACCGCCUCUCCGGCCAAGGUUGUCGCUACGGCCCAGAGGGCGGAGCCGCCACAUCUUCGCGCGAGACCAGCCACGCGACUUCCCAGAAGGCCACAGGUAACAUCUUAAUAGCAGCCAGGAAGCCGGACCAGAGCGGAAGGGUGGGCGGGGCUUGCCCGCAUAUUUAGCGGUACCCGAGGCCACGCCCCAGAUCGGAAGUGACGGAGACGAGCUAGCGCGUCGAAGGUAGCUCUAUGGUUUUCCUCGCGUUCUUGAGUCGGGAAAUGGCCGCUGUGUGGUUGCAACGGAGAUAAAUCCCCGGAACCGCGAUUCGGCGUGUCAGGAAUUUGAAUUUAGAGUUUAAUUUCUCAGAGCAUUCUCUCCAGGAAGAAUUUUUACAAUAUCUCAAAAGACUUCACUUGACUUCUUGAUUCUGCAUAAACCCAAGGAGAAAAGAAAUGGGUCGCUCCAAUUCUAGAUCACAUUCUUCAAGGUCAAAGUCUAGAUCACAGUCUAGUUCUCGAUCAAGAUCAAGAUCUCAUUCUCGAAAGAAGCGAUACAGUUCUAGGUCUCGUUCCAGAACAUAUUCAAGGUCUCGUAGUAGAGAUCGUAUGUAUUCUAGAGAUUAUCGUCGCGAUUACAGAAAUAAUAGAGGAAUGAGACGACCUUAUGGGUACAGAGGAAGGGGUAGAGGGUAUUAUCAAGGAGGAGGAGGUAGAUAUCAUCGAGGUGGUUAUAGACCUGUCUGGAAUAGAAGGCACUCUAGGAGUCCUAGACGAGGUCGUUCACGUUCCAGGAGUCCAAAAAGAAGAUCCGUUUCUUCUCAAAGAUCCAGAAGCAGAUCUCGCCGGUCAUAUAGAUCUUCUAGGUCUCCAAGAUCAUCCUCUUCUCGUUCUUCAUCCCCAUAUAGCAAAUCUCCUGUUUCUAAAAGACGAGGGUCUCAGGAAAAACAAACCAAAAAAGCUGAAGGGGAACCCCAAGAAGAGAGUCCGUUGAAAAGUAAAUCACAGGAGGAACCAAAAGAUACAUUUGAACAUGACCCAUCUGAGUCUAUCGAUGAAUUUAAUAAGUCAUCAGCCACAUCUGGUGAUAUUUGGCCUGGCCUUUCAGCUUAUGAUAAUAGUCCUAGAUCACCCCAUAGUCCUUCACCUAUUGCUACACCACCUAGUCAGAGUUCAUCUUGCUCUGAUGCUCCCAUGCUCAGUACAGUUCACUCUGCAAAAAAUACUCCUUCUCAGCAUUCACAUUCCAUUCAGCAUAGUCCUGAAAGGUCUGGGUCUGGUUCUGUUGGAAAUGGAUCUAGUCGAUACAGUCCUUCUCAGAAUAGUCCAAUUCAUCACAUCCCUUCACGAAGAAGUCCUGCAAAGACAAUCACACCACAGAAUGCUCCAAGAGAUGAGUCUAGGGGCCGUUCCUCAUUUUAUCCUGAUGGUGGAGAUCAGGAAACUGCAAAGACUGGGAAGUUCUUAAAAAGGUUCACAGAUGAAGAGUCUAGAGUAUUCCUGCUUGAUAGGGGUAAUACCAGGGAUAAAGAGGCUUCAAAAGAGAAAGGAUCAGAGAAAGGGAGGGCAGAGGGAGAAUGGGAAGAUCAGGAAGCUCUAGAUUACUUCAGUGAUAAAGAGUCUGGAAAACAAAAGUUUAAUGAUUCAGAAGGGGAUGACACAGAGGAGACAGAGGAUUAUAGACAGUUCAGGAAGUCAGUCCUCGCAGAUCAGGGUAAAAGUUUUGCUACUGCAUCUCACCGGAAUACUGAGGAGGAAGGACUCAAGUACAAGUCCAAAGUUUCACUGAAAGGCAAUAGAGAAAGUGAUGGAUUUAGAGAAGAAAAAAAUUAUAAACUUAAAGAGACUGGAUAUGUAGUGGAAAGGCCUAGCACUACAAAAGAUAAGCACAAAGAAGAAGACAAAAAUUCUGAAAGAAUAACAGUAAAGAAAGAAACUCAGUCACCUGAGCAGGUAAAGUCUGAAAAGCUCAAAGACCUCUUUGAUUACAGUCCCCCUCUACACAAGAAUCUGGAUGCACGAGAAAAGUCUACCUUCAGAGAGGAAAGCCCACUUAGGAUCAAAAUGAUAGCGAGUGAUUCUCACCGUCCUGAAGUCAAACUCAAAAUGGCACCCGUUCCUCUUGAUGAUUCUAACAGACCUGCUUCCUUGACUAAAGACAGGCUGCUUGCUAGUACACUUGUCCAUUCUGUCAAGAAGGAGCAAGAAUUCCGAUCCAUCUUUGACCACAUUAAGUUGCCACAAGCCAGCAAAAGCACUUCAGAGUCAUUUAUUCAACACAUUGUGUCCUUGGUUCAUCAUGUUAAAGAGCAAUACUUCAAGUCACCUGCAAUGACCCUAAACGAGCGGUUCACUUCGUAUCAGAAAGCCACUGAAGAACAUAGUACUCGGCAAAAGAGCCCUGAAAUACACAGGAGAAUUGACAUCUCACCAAGUACCCUGAGGAAGCAUACCCGUUUAGCAGGGGAAGAGAGAGUUUUUAAAGAAGAAAAUCAAAAGGGAGAUAAAAAAUUAAGGUGUGACUCUGCUGACCUUCGGCAUGACAUUGAUCGCCGUAGAAAAGAAAGAAGUAAAGAGCGGGGAGAUUCCAAGGGCUCCAGGGAAUCCAGUGGAUCAAGAAAGCAGGAAAAAACUCCAAAAGAUUACAAGGAAUACAAAUCUUACAAAGAUGACAGUAAACAUAAAAGUAGAGAGCAAGAUCAUUCUCGAUCUUCAUCCUCUUCAGCAUCACCUUCUUCUCCCAGUUCUCGAGAAGAAAAGGAGAGUAAGAAGGAAAGAGAAGAAGAAUUUAAAACUCACCAUGAAAUGAAAGAAUACUCAGGCUUUGCAGGAGUUAGCCGACCACGAGGAACCUUUUUUCGAAUUAGAGGCAGAGGAAGAGCCAGAGGAGUUUUUGCUGGGACAAAUACUGGUCCAAACAACUCAAAUACUACUUUUCAAAAGAGACCGAAGGAAGAGGAAUGGGAUCCAGAAUAUACCCCAAAGAGCAAGAAGUACUUCUUGCAUGACGACAGAGAUGAUGGUGUGGAUUAUUGGGCCAAAAGAGGAAGAGGUCGUGGUACUUUUCAACGUGGCAGAGGGCGCUUUAACUUCAAAAAAUCAGGUAGCAGUCCUAAAUGGACUCAUGACAAAUACCAAGGGGAUGGGAUUGUUGAAGAUGAAGAAGAGACCAUGGAAAAUAAUGAAGAAAAGAAGGACAGACGCAAGGAAGAAAAGGAAUAAUAAAUAUGAAGUAAGAUUACAAGAGAGCAGAACUUGCACCCACCAUUUUUUUUUACCUGAUUUUUGUUUUCAAAUAAGAACGUAAGCAUUUUACUUAAAUUUUACUGUUUGCAAGUAGUCUAUAGAAAUUUUGUUUGAAGUCUUCAAAUAUCUUGAGAAAUAGUAGACUGUAUGUUGAAAAUUGUACUGAAAUAAAGUAGAAAAUUGUUACGUACCAUAUUUGUAACUAUCAACUUUUAAAACUUUUAACGUUUUUGUUACAUGCAUUGUAAUUCUGCUUUGUCUAUAAGAUAUGGUCAAGUACAGCUCUGUGAAAGUUCUGAUUCUCUUCCUUCCCUGUUUGUCAAUGUUUUAUUCUGAAGUAAACGUUAGCUCUACAUAUAAAUCCUGGAACAGAAAUUGUUUAUAGAGACUACACUAAUUAUUUUAACUGUAUACAUCUGUUUAAUUUGAACACACUACAUUGUAGGGUGACUAAUUUUUGAAGUAUACCACAGACAAAAAGUUGUUACUUUGGUAAACUAAGCUAGUUUAACACUUGAGCAAAUGCUUAAGAAGGAAUUAAAAAAAAAAACAAAGCUUUGCCAAUAGCUAAAAAGUACAAGCUAUUAAAAAUCAGAUUGAAAAGUUUUGAGAAAAUGUUAUUUUUACUGAAAGCAAGCAGUGGCCUAUAAAGAACAUUCUUAGGAGCCUUUUCUAUUUGCGUUCAAAACUGAGUGUUCUCUUUCUAUUCCUAUUUGAUAGUUUGAGUCAUGGUCUUAGAUACUAGCUAUUUGCGAGAGAAAACUGGUUUGUAACAAUACUGCAAAUAGAAACCCCAUUUCUACUGAACAUCCUAGUUUUAAACAGAAGAAAAACUGUAAUCCUGGGGUUGGUAUGGAGGAGGUUUAUCCUGCAGAAUAAGUUGAUACAUUAGUACCUGAUUUCAUAUCUUACAUAUUUAUUUGAGCUGAACAUUAGUUUGUAGUGUAACUAUUAGUAAAAAUAGAGAAACACAGCAUACUGUUCAUUAAUAGUGUUUUAAGAAAAUUGUUUUUCAAAUGUCACCAAUAAAAGUUUUGGCAGGAGCUUGUUGCCGCAUUGAUCUAACUUUUUUCCCCCCCAUUUCAGUUGCAGUUUGUAGAAUGGCUUUUUCUUUUUCCUCUUAAGCGUUCUAUUCUUCAAGUAGAUAAUUUUUCAAAUGUGAAUUAUCUUUUGUGUCUAUAUUGAUAGCUCUUAAAGGAGUGAAAAUCUAAAAUAGUAAAUUUCAGUGUUAAGUCUGUCUGCUUUAUGGGCAUAUAUAAAAGUAGACACAUUUCAUUUGUUAAUUUAGUUGUGUGUGUUAAAAGGAGCUAAUGCUUAUUCUGUUAAUGUAAACUUUUGAAGAUCUUAAGUGUAUUGCUCUUUCAUCUUAAACACUUUCGAGGAUUUGCAAUGCGUCUAGCACCUAGAUUACAGCCAGGGACAUUGGUUAAGAACUGUUGGAAACAAAACUAAAAGCAAACUCAACGUAUGUGAUGUUUAUGGCCCUCAGAUCCUUAGUAUUGUGUGAUUUUCCCCUGUUAACAUGUCUUUCUGAAAUUGUCUAUUAAAGCAGAGGAGAUACCUGCCAAAGGAAGUAUGUAUUGCAUUAAUCAGGACAUAACUAAUAUUCUCCUGUUCAGAGUAAUACUUAUUUACGUGUGAAAGCAACAUGGAUGUGAUUCCCAACAGAAUUUUCAUGACCCUUUUAUUGUAUACAAAUAAAUACCAUAACAGUUACUUGGUUAGACAUCAAAUCUGUGUGCAUGACUAUGUGCUUAUCCACUUAAGACAAUAGGUAAAAGGGGAUCUGAGAAAUUAUGUAAUAGGGAGUGGGAAUAAAGCUACUUAAUUCCUGUGGGCAGGUUAUAUUUUAAGUUCAAAUGCAUUGCUUUACCUUUGGUUACUUUUAUUCUAUUAAACAAAAUUGAGGAAAGAGUAUUAUACCAGAGUGUAGUAGGCUAGGGUGAUUGUAAGAACUCUGUAAUAGAAUGCCAUUGUGGAUGUUACCUUUUUCAGAUCCAAGCAUAUAAAAAGUAGCCUGUAUAUUUUUUUAAAACACAUCUUAACUCCACGCUUUACAGUAUUAUAAAAGUUGAAUGGUUCCUCUUGGUAAGGAUAUUUGCUUACAAGUGCUAGGAAAUAACUCAUUGACACCUGCGUUAACAUACUUUGUUUUGCCUAGAGAGGGGCAAUAAAAAUGAACCAAAGGAUAUUUCCAGAAAGGAUUAAGAAAGCUGUUUAAGAAGGCCAUGACUCUUUAGGUGUGUAUGUGUACCUUUCAGCAUCCUAGGAAUUUUUAUACUAAAAGCAAAAUGUUUUUCCAGUUACAGUCUACUUCAAGGAAUUACUAUUUUUCCUUUUGUCACAGGUAAAAUCAUUGUUGGGAAUUAUAAUUUGAGAAAAAUAUUACCCAGUAACAUUGAAUGUAGAUGGCUAAACGAUUCUUACUCAGUGUGAUGUAUAAUGCAACAGGGACCCUUGUAAAUUGUCAUACGCCAAUAAAAUGUUACAAGUAAUAA
Molecule: messenger RNA, 6789 nt
Organism: Pongo pygmaeus (Bornean orangutan)
Lineage: Eukaryota; Metazoa; Chordata; Mammalia; Primates; Hominidae
Gene: BCLAF1
Product: BCL2 associated transcription factor 1
Exons: 13
Coding region: 1502-4267 (921 amino acids)
Biological process (GO): mRNA processing; positive regulation of transcription by RNA polymerase II
Cellular component (GO): mediator complex; exon-exon junction complex
Molecular function (GO): transcription coregulator activity; DNA binding; mRNA binding
Source: RefSeq, a predicted model, not a curated record